Mytilus californianus (California mussel) is the source of this 5258-nucleotide messenger RNA. RefSeq lists its product as uncharacterized. The record is from RefSeq and is a predicted model, not a curated record. The transcript is spliced from 3 exons. NCBI's taxonomy places the organism in Eukaryota, Metazoa, Mollusca, Bivalvia, Mytilida, Mytilidae. The coding region runs from base 191 to 2485 and encodes 764 amino acids.
AAAAUUGCAGUAAUAUUUAUAUUAAGAAGGAUUUCGUAAGCACGAAGAGAGAAUUUAGCUGAUCUUAAUGUACUACUAGGCAGAAGUGUCAUCGCCGGAGUGUCAUCGCCGGAAAAAUCAUAUUUACAAGAGAUAUUUUUCUUUUGAUAAAGACCAGAGACAGUCACAGCAAAAGGACACAAUAAUAUUCAUGGAGUAUUCUGUUGAUGAUUCUGUUAAAACAAAAUCUCUUCUGCUGAAAAGUAUCUUAGAUGCUGCUGGAUUUUCACCAACCGAAAUAAAGUUUAAUAAGAAUCGCCAUGAUUUUCAUGAUUUUGUAAGCAAGCAACUAUGUGAUGUUGAAGAUACCAUAUAUGUGGGCAGUAAGGCAGAAGGUAUAGCUGGUGGGUUUUAUCACUCAGGGGAGCAAAGUGAUUUAGAUGUAAUAUUACCAUUUUUUCCAGAACUAAAAGUAUAUGACAAUGAUUUCUUGGAAAAUUUAUCUAAAGAAUUAAAAGAGCAUGCCAUUUGUUCUGCAUUACAUGACAGGGAAUUUCCAGGUUAUAUGCAUAUUAUGUUGCUUCCAGGUGUCAAUCUGUAUAUUGAUAACGAAGAAAUUGAAUUAAAAACAUUUUUUCUGCCAAAUGAAUGUGCGUAUAAAGUUGUCCGACAACACCUUGCAGAAGAUCUUAAUAUUACAAGAGACAUUACCAAUAAGUUUGAACCAAAUGGACCUGCUUUAACAGAAAUAUGCUGGGACAAUGUUCUCUCCUCCCAAACACUCGUCAGCGAUAAUGUGACCUGUCUUAGGUAUGAUUACUGGCCAUCUUGUGCAAACGCUUGGAUUAAUCGUUCUAAAGACACUGAUUGGCCUCCAAAACAAAUUAUAGAACAGGUCAAAGCUGAAAAAUGCUUGUUAGCCCCAGUUGGUCAUUUUGAUAGCAGUAACAAGACCAUUCAGUGGCGUUUAUCUAUGAGAGGUGAGAACGUUUUGUUUGAAGAUCUUAACAAUGUCCAAAUAUACUGUUACAUAAUGUUAAAAAUAGUAAUGAAGGAUCACAUAAGGCCAUUGUAUCAAAGUGAUAAUCAAAAGGACAUUUUGUCUUCCUAUUGCUUGAAAAAUUUAAUAUUUUGGUGUGCUGAAAAAGAAAACUUAAAUUGGAGUCCUUCAAACUUGAUUGGUUGCUUGCAGAGUUGUAUACAGAAACUUAUCAAAUUUCUAAGGGAACGAUAUAUGCCACAUUACAUUAUCGAAGAAAGAAAUUUGUUUAAUUCAAAAUUAACGCCUAUUCUUUCUACAUCUUUACAAGUUGAACUACAUAAUUUUAAAAACAAUAUCAUGAAUAUUUUGUAUCUGAAAAGCUUUGAAACAUUGCAAGGAUGUUCAAGGAACUUUUGUCCAGAAUUGUUGGAGAAAGUUACAGAAAAAUCAAUAAUACUUCAAUGUUGGUAUGACAAAAUCAGCAGAUUAUAUUUUGAUUUUACAGCGUAUCAGUACUUUUGGUUAAAAUAUGACCGGUAUCCAUCACUUGAAAGCAUACAAAAAUACAAAGAUGUCUUGAAUAAGAUAGAAAAGUACAAACGAAAAACCGUAUUUAAGAGUGAAUAUACAGUUAUAGUCAGUAGUAUCAUUGGUUUGUUAUCCUAUUCUUUGUAUAGGCAAAUCCCGCUACAAAAAUAUAUUUUAGAUGAAGCGAUCAAAUACCUCGAUCUCACGAGAACGUCUCCAAGGUCAUGUAUACUUUUGCGCUUAGCCUCAUUUUUCUUUAUGGAACGUAAGUUUGAAAGUGCUAUUGAAGUAUGCUCAGAUAUACCGAGACAGAUAAUUGAUGUAACUCCACCAAAACGUUUAUGGGACAAAGUAUAUAAAAGUUACAACCAUUUGCUAAUGUUGUUACUAUCUAUGAAAACUGAGCCUUUAAGGAAACUAAAAGAAGCGAUUUUAGACGCGUGCUAUUCCAUAGAUAUACAGAACGGAUUACCAUUGGAGUACUACUAUAUUUUAAGUGAAUUUAAGAACGGCAUGUUUAUUAAACCCCAUUUUAGGGUUACAUAUAUGACGGCGGAAAUGUGGGCUGUUCCAGAUGUUCUAAAAUAUGAACUUUUAUCAGUUCCUGAAAAAUUGAAGACAUUUUAUGAUGACAAAUGUCCAUAUCCUAACUACGAUGAUGUUCCAGCAAUACGCAUACAUCCUCUUCUAAAUUGUUACCUAUUACAGUAUCUCUGUUACGAGGCAAUAGGAAGAAGAAAAUUAUGCCAUGAAGUUCUGACAAAACUCAAUUAUUUGACGGCAAAGGAAGCAACUGUUGACGAAAACAGUGUUUUGUUUUACAACGUUGUGGCUUACUGCAACAAAAAAUCAGGUUACUAUAGAAAAGCAACGAAAUACAUACUGCGUUCACUGAAAACAAAACCAUCACGUCGCAAUGCUGCAUUUGGAUAUUUAAAAUCUAUGAUAAAUCAAUCAUUGACCUUGGUUAGGGAAUGGAACAGUAGUCCUAACUGAUACAUUUAAGCAUCAGACUUACAUGGUAUCGCAUAUAUGAAAGUUGUGUUGUCCAAUCGAACGCACUGUGUGCGCAUGACUUAGAAAUACUGAAAGACACACUUUUAUUCCUUGACUUAUUUUCUCCUCCUGUUCUAAUCUACGGAAAAUGGCAUGAUUUCUCUGUUCACAACAAAACAACAUAAAGCAUAACACUUUGAACGUGGGUUUACUACUGAAACGUUAGUUUAACAAAAACAUACAUACUUCACCGUAAACGAACUAAGUUAUGAACCCUGUCAGUGCAGAUCGUUUGUCAUGACUUAAUAUUUUGCUGCUUUAUGCACUUUAUGAUUAUAACACACUGUUGACUGCUGUACUCCAAUUUUUGACAUUUUUACUUAUUAUGUCUCUUUUUCUCACACAUUGUUGUUAAUGUAAUGGAACUUUAUGCGACUGUCAUACAAGUGACAGGUUUAGCUAGCUAUAAAGCCACGUUUAAUCCACGAUUUUCGACAUAAGGAAAUGCCUGUACCAAAUCAGAAAUAUGAUUGUUGUUUUGCAUUCGUUUGAUGAGUUUGAGUUUUUGAUUUUGCCAUUUGUUAAGGGACUUUCCGUUUUAAAUUUUUGAGGAGUUCGGUAUUUUUGUUAUUUCAAUUUAAAAAAAAAAUUUUAUAUAUAAAAUUGAGUACCUGUGUGAUGACACGGGACGUUUGCGCUGUUUUAUAGAACAUUUGCACUUUUUUAAGUUGACAUUUUCGCUUCAUCUACAGAACAUUUGCGCUUAAUCAACAUAACAUUUUCGUAUUGGGCUUGAUGAUUUCCCUCCUCAUUUACCCACCCUGGAAGAAAUUUAUAUAACCACUUUCUUACUUCACAAUGUACAAUUUGUAUUCCUCAGAGAAUCUUUUUGACUGAAUAUUUCGCCUCUAUGCUUGUUUUAAUGAAAAUGACAACAACAAAUACAGAUAAAUUCCUAAUAACAAUCAUGAUUCUAUCUUUAAAGUCAACAAGAACUGUAAACGGUAUAAUAAACACGUUAUGCAUUUCGUGUGUUUGAAGCUCUUUACUGGAUUUACUUUCAUCAGGAAUGAUCAAACAAAUACAUUUGAAAGCCAGGGAUUUACAAAUAUGUAGACACGUUAGAAGGAACACAGAAGUAAUGAAGUUUCCGUUUUUGAAUCGAUGAAUGGUACCCAUACAAGUUGGUUUAAUCUGCAUAUUAAUUGUUACAACUCAUUAAAUUUGUUUAGGUUAAAGCUACAAGUGGAUUUUAAUCUGCGUAAUUAUUACAACUCAUUAAAUGUGUAUAGGUUAAAGCGCAGAUGUUCUGUCAAUUCAAUACAGGUACGUCAAAAUUUAAAGCUCAAAUGUCCAUAGGAUUUGAAGUGCAAAUGUCCAUUCGUGUUACAGGUAAACAUGCGCAAACAUCCUGUGCCCGUGAUCGUUGUCAAUUAGACAACUUUUGAAUAAGGCCACGUGACAAAUAAGUGAACAUUUAUACAUCUAUGUGUUUCUACGUUCUGAACAAACAAAUAUUCAUAUUAUCAGAAGUCCAUAACUAGUAAUGGACUCUUGAUACUAUAUAUUAGAAAGAUGAUAAAGGUCCAAGGCAAAUCACAUGUAAAACAUGAUCAUCACCCCAAUAAAGAAAGGGAUAGUGACAUGAAUUUAAAAAAUUCAUGACAGAAAAUGCUACUUUUGUUAAGAAACAUCAAAAGAAGAAUUGCAUUUUUUAUCAGACAGUCAUGCUCAUGUUAAUUGUAAACAAACCAUUAAUCAAUGAUCUUACAAUACAUAUACUAAUUUUCGUUUGUUUCUGCAGUUAAUAAAUGUUUAUUAUUAAUGACUAAUGAGGAUAUUUAUGUUAUAAAACUUAAAUUAAAUAUGAUAUCAGAACUAGCGGAAAAUAGUGAUUCAUUACAAAAUUAAAUGAAAUACAAAAUCUGAUUUUAGGAAUGAUGAAGGCGUCUCUCUUUGAUGUGUUUCCUUCGUUUUUUGUUUGUUACACGGAUUUAUUUUUCGCUUAAUUGAUUUAUGACUUUUAAGUUGUUUAUUAUAUUAUGAAUAAUUAUAUUUUAAUUAAUAAACUAAUCUUCCCUUCAAAAUUCACAUUGACAUGCAAAUAAAAUUUUCUAUACCAAUCAAUCUACAGAAUAAUUUCAUUAAUUUUAUAUUUGUGAAGAAAAUAUUUUUGAGAGAAAUAUGUAGCAGACUAUUUAAAGAGAAAAUCUAGGUAUGAAAAAAUAAAAAGAAUAAUUUCACAAUGCAAUAUCAAAAGAUCUUUCUAAGAAAAAUUGCUAAGUAUUUUUGACAAUGAACUUACAAACUGUCUAUACUUCCAGUUUACAACAAUUUUGAUAAGACCAGCUGUAAUCUUACUAUGUUGUAUAUUAUGCACAAUGGUAGUUCUACCUUGUUUAACUUUGCACAAUGUAUUUCAACUGUUUGCCUCUUGUUUUAAUAAAUUGUUUUGUAAAUAAAAUCUAAAAUCGACAAAUUAUUCAACUUGUAUCAUUCAUAUCAUGUCAAUAUCAAAUAACUGAUAAAUGAAUGAUUGGUACCCUCCAUCGUGCUUACUUGACCAACACAGAUUGUUUCAGUUAUCCUACAUUUAACCUCGGUAAAUUACAGUUUCAGAUUAUCUUAUCCGACACAAAGGUUGAGAUUCCAAAGGGUAUUUAGCUACUCUUUGGUAACCAUGUUGGUCACCUUACAAAAGCAUAAAAAAGAUAAGCAUGCGUUUUUCAUUCUAUGCUGGAAAUGGUCAAUUAUACAACAGCAUCGAAAGUUG